Messenger RNA from Erinaceus europaeus (western European hedgehog), 3926 nucleotides. RefSeq names its product solute carrier family 24 member 1 (gene SLC24A1). The coding region runs from base 91 to 3807 and encodes 1238 amino acids. Gene Ontology annotation, molecular function: calcium channel activity; calcium, potassium:sodium antiporter activity. The transcript has 9 exons. NCBI's taxonomy places the organism in Eukaryota, Metazoa, Chordata, Mammalia, Eulipotyphla, Erinaceidae. Gene Ontology annotation, cellular component: membrane. The record is from RefSeq and is a predicted model, not a curated record. Gene Ontology annotation, biological process: intracellular calcium ion homeostasis; long-term synaptic potentiation; calcium ion transmembrane transport.
CCCUGACCCCCCAGCCGGCUCCUGGACCAGCUCCUGGCUUCCCAAGGACAGACAGGCUGAAGGCCCUUCUGUGAGGGACCUGAGGCCAGCAUGGGGAAGCUGGUCCAUUUCCGGGCGCAGGGGGGGCGGCUCCGUGCAUGGAGGGUCCGCUGCCGUCGUCGCCUCCUCUUCCUCCUGGGGGCACUGCUCCUGGGCUCCGCCUGUCAGCACCUGUGGAUGCCCCAGGCUCCCCCCUCGCUCUGGGCCGGCUUCUCCCUACACUCCCCCGUCAGACUGGCCCGCCGGGACCUCUCUGGCCAUAGUGGAGAGCCCCACAAAGUCAGCUUGCACGAGGAAGGGAAGAGCCUGGCACCCCAGACCGCAGAGGGCAAGGAGGGGCUAGUGCCGAGUCCCCACAAGCCCCCCAGAACGGCAGCCACUCUCACCCCAGCUGCACCCCUGCACAGCCACGGCCCCAUAGCCACAGCCGUGGGAAGCGUGGAGAAGGGCGUCCCGGUAGCCUCCCGUGGGGGGCGGAAUCAACGCACCCCAAUUUCCACCAGACUCUCAGGCAGGAGAGACCCCUCAGCUCCAGGGAAAGUGCGGAGAAAGGGGAGGAGGACCUCCCCAGCCCCCCUGGGAGGGACAGGGAGCAUACAGCCUCUCUCCACUGUCGUGACCUUGGCAGGAAGCCACAGGGUCACCCCCAGAGCAACAGAGGGCUACAGAGAAGCCGUGACACUUCACAGGACACGGGGGACCCCGCCUCCCUUGGGCGCUGGGAGGAAGCCCACCCCACCCACUCCCAGCACUUCUGAGGGGACCCUGCAGAAGAGCACCCCAACAGUUGCUGACACUCCGCCUUUCCUGAGGAAUGCCACAGACACAGCCAUCUUGACCCCCACGGAGCAAACAGGAGGACAGACCUCCCCAGACACCCCCGGAUUGAUGAACCACAUCAGCUCAACUGAACCCCAGCGCCCCCCGACCACCCUCCAGGGAAGGCUCUUGGGGCACACGUCAGCUGCCUCCGGGGGACAAGAGACACCGGACACGGCGACAUCCCGCCCCCAAACCCAGACCUCCAGCAGUGAGCCUGCCACUUUGGGGGGCCCUUCGGAGGCGUCCUCCCCCAGGCCCGGGUCCCUUCCGGCCCCCCAGGUCCCCCGCUGCCCGGCCGUGCCCAGCGCCCCUUCACCCGGCCCCAGCCCGACCGCAUCCCCCGAGCCCCCCGGGCCGCCCCACCCGCAGGGCGAGUUCCCCCCGGACCUGUUCAGCGUGGAGGAGAGACGGCGGGGCUGGCUGGUGCUGCACGUCCUGGGCGUGGGCUACGUGUUCGUGGCCCUGGCCAUCGUGUGUGACGAGUACUUCGUGCCGGCCCUGGGCGUCAUCACCGAGAAGCUGCAGAUCUCGGAGGACGUGGCGGGGGCCACCUUCAUGGCGGCGGGCGGCUCGGCGCCCGAGCUGUUCACCUCGCUCAUCGGCGUCUUCAUCGCGCACAGCAACGUGGGCAUCGGCACCAUCGUGGGCUCGGCCGUCUUCAACAUCCUCUUCGUCAUCGGCACCUGCUCCCUCUUCUCGCGCGAGGUGCUGCACCUCACCUGGUGGCCGCUCUUCCGAGACGUGUCAUUCUACAUCCUGGACCUGCUGCUGCUCAUCGGCGCCUUCCUGGACAGCCGCGUGGCCUGGGGGGAGAGCCUGCUGCUGCUGCUGGCCUAUGCCGCCUACGUGCUCGCCAUGAAGUGGAACCGGCCGCUGGAGCGCUGGUUCAAGGAGCAGCUGGCCAGGUGGCCCGGGACCAAGGUCAUGGCCCUCGGGGACCUCGGCAAGCAGGGCAGCGGGGCAGUGGCCAUGGCUGAGCUGCAGGAUAACAAGAAGCUGAAGCUCCCAUCGCUGCUGCUGAGGGAGGGCAGCUCGGCCUCACUGCACAACAGCACCAACCGCAGCCCCAUCUUCUGGCUCAUGGUGCACAGCCUGGACCCCCUCGGGGAAGCCGCCAGGGACAAGGAGGAGGGCAGCAGGGACCAGGAGCCCAGAGCCACACGCCCAGCCCCAACAGAGAGCACCCGGGAAGAGGAGGCACCAACUGAGCCCCCCGAAGUCUCCAUCACGCCAGCCCUGGCGGCUGCCGACAACAGUCAGGGUGGAGAGGAGGCUGGGGCUCCGGGGGAGGGCAGAUGUGCAGAGCCCAGCGGAGGUGAAGCUCUCCAGGCAGGGGACAUGGAGGUCCUGGUAGGAGACACACUGGAUGGCGGAGGGGACUCAGAAGAGCAGCAAGUGACUGCGGCCACUGGAGAAGAAACCCAAGAUUGUGGGAAUGGUGAAGGGGAUGGCGAUGGGGGAGAUGAUGGAAGAGGCGCUGGAGAAGGUGAUGGUGAAGGUGAUAGAGGUGACAGAGGAGGUGAUGGAGAAGGUGACGGAGGAGGUGAUGGAGGAGGUGACAGAGAUGAUGGAGAAGGUGAUGCAGAAAGCAAUGGAGGAGGCGAUGGAGAAGGUGAUGGAGGAGGCGAUGGAGGAGGCGAUGGAGGAGGCGAUGGAAGAGAUGACAGAGAUGAUGGAGAAGGUGAUGCAGAAAGCAAUGGAGGAGGCGAUGGAGAAGGUGAUGGAGGAGGCGAUGGAGGAGGUGACAGAGAUGAUGGAGAAGGUGAUGCAGAAGGUGAUGGAGGAGGUGAUGGAGAAAAUGAUGGAGGAGGUGAUGGAGAAGAUGAUGCAGAAGGCGAUGGAGGAGGUGAUGGAGGAGGCGACAGAGAAGAUGAUGCAGAAGGUGAUGGAGGAGGUGAUGGAGCAGGUGAUGGAGAAAGUGAUGGAGGAGCUGAUGGAGAAGGUGGUGGAGAUAAUUAUGGAGAAGGUGAUGGAGAAAGCGAUGGAGGAGGUGAUGGAGGAGGUGGUGGAGAAGGUAAUGGAGACAGUGAUGGAGGAGGUGGUGGAGAAGGUGAUGGAGAAAGUCAUGGAGGAGGUGGUGGAGAAGGUGAUGGAGGAGGUGGUGGAGAAGGUGAUGGAGAAAGUCAUGGAGGAGGUGGUGGAGAAGGUCAUGGAGGAGGUGGUGGAGAAGGUGAUGGAGAUGGUGAUGGUGAUGCAGGAGGUGAUGGAGCCGGUGGCAAGAAGGAGGAGCAAAAGGAGAGUGAUGAUGAUGACGAUGACAAUGAAGACAAUGAUGAUGAUGAUGAGGAUGAUGAUGAGGAGGAGGAGGAGGAGGAGGAAGAGGGGGAGGAGCCGCUGUCCCUGGAGUGGCCGGACACCCGGCAGAAGCAGGCCAUAUACCUGUUCCUGCUGCCCAUCGUGUUCCCACUGUGGCUGACGGUGCCCGACGUCCGCAGGCUGGAGUCCCGCAAGUUCUUCAUCCUCACCUUCCUGGGCUCCAUCGUGUGGAUUGCCAUGUUCUCCUACCUCAUGGUGUGGUGGGCCCACCAGGUGGGGGAGACCAUCGGCAUCUCGGAGGAGAUCAUGGGUCUGACCAUCCUGGCGGCGGGCACGUCCAUCCCUGACCUCAUCACCAGUGUCAUCGUGGCCAGGAAGGGCCUGGGGGACAUGGCCGUGUCCAGCUCCGUGGGCAGCAACAUCUUCGACAUCACUGUGGGCCUGCCGGUGCCCUGGCUGCUCUACUCCGUCCUCAACGGGCUGCGGCCGGUGCCCGUGAGCAGCAACGGGCUGUUCUGCGCCAUCGUGCUGCUCUUCCUCAUGCUCCUGUUCGUCCUCUUCUCCAUCGCCUCCUGCAAGUGGCGCAUGAACAAGGUCCUGGGCCUCACCAUGUUUCUGCUGUACUUCGUCUUCCUGGUCAUCAGCGUCCUGCUCGAGGAUCGGAUCAUCUCCUGCCCCGUGUCUGUCUGAACUGGGGACGGGGGCUCAUCUCCUGCUCUGUGUCCAUCUGAACUGGGGACGGGGUCUCAUCUCCUGCCCCGUGUCCGUCUGAACAGGGGACGGGGUCUCAUCUCCUGCCCCGUGUCCGU